CCGUGCUAGCAGGAGAAGUGGCCACUGACAGGCACACUGCAGCGGACUGCUAGCCUUUAGCUACACUCUCAUUCAUCCGCCGUAACCACCGCAAACAUGCAGGAAUGGGCGAAUCAGUUAUGCGAGAAUCGACAAUUUGGAUCCAAGAUGACAGACUCCAAGUACUUCACCACGACCAAGAAAGGGGAGAUCUUUGAGCUCAAGGCAGAGCUAAACAGUGAUAAGAAAGAGAAGAAGAAGGAGGCUGUAAAGAAAGUCAUUGCAUCCAUGACAGUGGGCAAGGAUGUCAGUGCGCUGUUCCCAGAUGUUGUGAACUGCAUGCAGACGGACAACCUGGAGCUGAAAAAGCUGGUCUACCUCUACCUGAUGAACUACGCCAAGAGUCAGCCUGACAUGGCUAUCAUGGCUGUUAACACCUUUGUCAAGGACUGUGAAGACCCCAACCCCCUCAUCCGGGCCCUGGCUGUUCGCACGAUGGGCUGCAUCCGUGUGGACAAAAUCACGGAGUACCUCUGUGAGCCACUGAGAAAAUGUCUGAAGGACGAAGACCCGUACGUGAGGAAGACGGCCGCCGUGUGUGUGGCGAAGCUCCACGACAUCAACGCCCAGCUGGUGGAGGAUCAGGGCUUCUUGGAUACCCUGAAAGACCUGAUCUCAGACUCCAACCCCAUGGUCGUAGCAAACGCAGUGGCGGCGCUGUCUGAGAUAGCGGAGUCUCAUCCCAACAGUAACCUGCUGGACCUCAACCCUCAGACCAUAAACAAGUUGUUAACGGCUCUUAAUGAGUGCACAGAGUGGGGACAGAUUUUCAUCCUGGACUGCCUGGCCAAUUACACACCGCGUGAUGACCGUGAGUCUCAAAGCAUCUGUGAGCGUGUGACCCCACGGCUCUCCCACGCCAACUCCGCGGUGGUGCUGUCAGCCGUCAAGGUUCUAAUGAAGUUCAUGGAGAUGCUGCCUAAAGAUCUGGACUAUUACGGCACUCUGCUGAAAAAGCUGGCCCCUCCACUGGUCACCCUCCUGUCUGCCGAGCCCGAGCUGCAAUACGUGGCGCUCCGAAACAUCAAUCUCAUCGUCCAGAGGCGCCCAGAGAUCCUGAAACACGAAAUGAAGGUUUUCUUUGUGAAGUACAAUGAUCCGAUCUAUGUGAAACUGGAGAAGCUGGACAUCAUGAUUCGCCUGGCGUCCCAAGCCAACAUUGCUCAGGUGCUGGCCGAGCUGAAGGAGUACGCCACUGAGGUGGACGUGGACUUUGUGCGUAAAGCGGUCCGGGCCAUCGGCCGCUGUGCCAUCAAAGUGGAGCAAUCGGCUGAGCGCUGUGUCAGCACCCUGCUGGAUCUCAUCCAGACCAAGGUCAACUACGUGGUGCAGGAAGCCAUUGUGGUCAUCAAGGACAUCUUCCGCAAGUACCCCAACAAGUACGAGAGUGUGAUUGCCACACUGUGUGAAAACUUGGACUCCCUGGAUGAGCCGGAGGCCCGUGCCGCCAUGAUCUGGAUUGUGGGCGAGUACGCCGAGCGCAUCGACAACGCCGACGAGCUGCUGGAGAGCUUUUUGGAGGGUUUCCACGAUGAAAGCACUCAGGUGCAGCUCCAGCUUCUGACUGCAAUCGUCAAGUUGUUCCUGAAAAAGCCCACAGAGACGCAGGAGCUGGUGCAGCAGGUGCUCAGCCUCGCCACGCAGGACUCUGAUAACCCAGACCUCCGGGACCGCGGCUACAUCUACUGGCGCCUGCUCUCCACAGACCCCGUGGCUGCCAAGGAGGUGGUUCUGGCCGAGAAGCCUCUGAUCUCCGAGGAGACGGAUCUGAUCGAGCCCACGCUGCUGGAGGAGCUUAUCUGCCACAUUGGCACUCUGGCCUCUGUGUACCACAAGCCUCCCAGUGCCUUUGUGGAGGGCAGCCGCGGCGUUCAGCACAAGAGGCUCCCCGGCAGUGCCGGAUCUGGGGAGAGCGUCGAGAGCCCGGACGCCGGCUCCGCCGCCGCCGUCUCUGAUGCGCCCCCUGCUGUGAUCCCAUCCCAAGGAGACCUCCUGGGAGAUCUGCUCAACCUGGACCUGACGCCCCCCGCCACGACCGGGCCUCCCCCUCCUGCCUCCACUGGCAUGCAGAUGGGUGCUGUGGAUCUUCUUGGAGGAGGCCUCGACAGCCUGAUGGGGGAUGAGUCUGAGCCGCCGCCCAUUCCUCUGCGGACGGACACUCCUCAGUCACCUCAGCUCCCACCUCAGUCCCCAUCGCCCCCAGAUUACAGCCCCACUGAGCUUGGCGGAGACCUCGGAGGAAGUCCUGCUAUGGGAGCUGGAUUUGGGGCUCCUCCGGCUGCGAUGCCAGCCUCUUUCACCGCCCCGGUCAGCGGCGGGCUGGAUGACUUGUUUGACCUCGGAGGUGGCGUCGGGAUGCCGAUGGGAUCCUACAGCCCCCCGAAAACUGUUUGGCUUCCAGCUAUGAAGGCGAAGGGUCUGGAGAUAUCGGGCACUUUCGCCCGCCGUGCUGGGGUCAUCCAGAUGGAGAUGACCCUCACCAAUAAAGCCAUGAGCGUCAUGAGCGACUUUGCCAUCCAGUUCAACAGAAACAGCUUUGGCCUCGCCCCAGCCGGUCCGCUCCAGGUCCUGACCCCCGUCAGCCCAAACCAGAGCAUUGAAGUGACCCUUCCCCUCAACACCGGGGGACCCGUCAUGAAGAUGGAGCCACUCAACAAUCUGCAGGUGGCCGUAAAGAACAACAUCGACGUGUUCUACUUCAGCUGUCAGUACCCCAUCAGCAUGCUGUUUGUGGAGGACGGCAAGAUGGAGCGACAAGUCUUCCUCGCCACAUGGAAAGACAUUCCUAACGACAACGAGUCGCAGUUCCAGAUAAAGGAGUGUCAUCUCAGCUCAGAUGCCGCCUCCAACAAACUGCAGGGUAGCAACAUCUUCACCAUAGCGAAGCGUACAGUGGACGGCCAGGACAUGCUGUAUCAGUCCAUGAAGCUCACUAACGGCAUCUGGGUGCUGGCGGAGCUGAGGGUGCAGGCAGGAAACCCCAAUUACACGGUUUCUCUAAAGUGCAGAGCUGCCGAAGUGUCUCAGUGUGUGUUCCAGAGCUACGAGGCGGCGCUGAAGAACUGAACGCUUCAUUCCCUCCAGGCGCUGCCCUCACAGACUCCUCACACGCCCCGUCUUUCCAUCAGGCCCGCGAACCACGUCACAAAGCUCACGCAGUGCAGGACCCCCGCCCCGCUCGGCCCCACCCUGGCCCCGCCCCGCUCCGCCCGGCGGGCUGCAGUCUGAAUGUCCUUCAGCCUUUUGACUCGGACGGGUUAAGGUCUGUUGAACCGGUGCUUUGCCCGUCUUCAGUACUGCAGAGAUGCCACGGGUUUGUCUUUCAGGAUGAAAUAACGGGAACUCCCCCCGUCCCCCGCCCCCGCUAUUUCCCCCUGAACUAUCCUGAAAUCCUGCUUUUUUUUUUUUUCUUUUUUUUUUUUUUCCCCCUCCCCUCUUGAGGGACAGACUUCUCUCACUGUUGACUGUUUCUCUGCAUGAGGCGCUUUAAUCAUUUCCCAGCCCCGGUUUUCUGCAAAUUGGAGGCUUUUUAUAGCGUCUGCAAUCAGCAGGUGAAUCAUCACUUUGGGCGUAUUUAUUUUAGGGGGGGGCGGGUGUAAUUUCAAUUAAAUUUACCCAAAAAAAGGCCUAAACUCUCCUCUCCCUCUGCCUGUGUGAAGUGGAUAAUGGCUGUGCGGGCCGUUAAAAGACACAUAAAUACUUCAAACUACACUAUGGUCGUCUUUUGUCAUUUUCUAGAGUUUUCUUUGGUGAAUCAGAUUCACAGCCCUCCCCGUAAAGCCGAGUGUCUGACGCGUGCACGGAAACUGUGUUAGUGUGUGUUCUCUUUUAAUUUCUACAUCAACACGUCGAUCUCGCUGCAGUUGUCCGCCGACUGCGCCCCUUGAUUAGUCAUUCCAUGGUUUGAUUUGUGUUUGUCGUCUUGUCGAUGUAAAUGUGGGCAAACUGGGAGAGAGGAGCCACUCCGUCACCGGCGGCUCAGGCUCUCUGCCACUCUGCUCUCUGUGUGUGUCUUCAUCGCAGCUCUCUGGAGGUCCACGGCCACCUGAGAUGAAGGUUCGGGUGGGGAAAACAUCUGUAGCAUCUGUGUGUGUGUGUGUGUGUGUGUGAAAGCGCGUGGUUUCAGCUUAGAGCGUGAUCUACGGAAACGCCCGUGUCCCUGUUUUACCUACGGACGGAAUAAUUGGAUUCCUUUUCCGAGCGGUUACACCGAAGCCCUUUUAUCGGCUCUACGGGAUGAUUGCACCUACGCUAACACCUUUUGCAGAUUACAGCAGAGGAAGCUGCGUCCUCGGGAGUGUGUGCGACUUUUUUGUGUGCGGUGGUUGACGGCCGAUUCAUUUAAAUGCUGUACAAACAAAAAAAGAAAAUCAAAUGUUUAAUCAGAUGUUUUUGAUCCACAUAAUUUUGUUUGAUGUGCGUGCGUCAUUUGAAAUAAGAACUAUUAAAAGUCUUGAUAAAUUCA
Molecule: messenger RNA, 4504 nt
Organism: Salarias fasciatus (jewelled blenny)
Lineage: Eukaryota; Metazoa; Chordata; Actinopteri; Blenniiformes; Blenniidae
Gene: ap1b1
Product: adaptor related protein complex 1 subunit beta 1
Exons: 24
Coding region: 97-3105 (1002 amino acids)
Biological process (GO): intracellular protein transport; vesicle-mediated transport
Cellular component (GO): clathrin adaptor complex; membrane coat
Molecular function (GO): clathrin binding
Source: RefSeq, a predicted model, not a curated record